AUGGACACACACAUCAAGUUUAUGGUGGAUUGCAGCGAUUUACUUUUACUACCUCAGCCCACACUUGCAACAGCCAUUAUCUAUCAUCACAAACAUUCGCAUUACUAUUCCAUCCAUCCAACACUCUCACAAAUGGAUUCAGAGCUUCUUUCAGCAACUUGCCUUCAUCUUGCAUGUAAAACCACUGAAACCCCACGCAAGCUGCGCGACAUCAUCAAUGUAGGUUAUUACAUUUCUACAAAACAAUCAACAGGAACACCUACAGCACUUGUAUUAGGAGAAACGUAUUGGCAGCUCAAGGAUACAAUGCAAAAAUCCGAAAUCAUUCUUUUGCGUAUUCUUUCGUUUAAUACAAUGAUCCAUUUGCCUUAUCAGUAUAUACCUGCCGUUAUUUAUUCUAUAAGAGGACAUGCUUCACAGCCUUAUUUAAGACGUAUUGCUCAAUCGGCAUUUAUACUCGUAAACGACCUUGUUGCUUCUUUUGGUACAUGGAUGAAGAUUGAAUCUCGAUGUGGUGAAUACACUGCCGUGACAGUUGCUCUUGCAGCUGUUUAUAUCAAUCUAGCCAGUGUCGAGUCAAUGCCAAUGUUGGAUUUAAAGCAGGUCUGUCGUGGCUUUAUCCGUGAAGCACACAUGCAUUGGGUAAAAGGUAACUUGUGUAAUGUCGACUUGAAUUACAGACAAGUACUAAUCCAAGAAUAA
Messenger RNA from Batrachochytrium dendrobatidis JAM81, 702 nucleotides. RefSeq lists its product as uncharacterized. Gene Ontology annotation, cellular component: nucleus; cyclin/CDK positive transcription elongation factor complex. The coding region runs from base 1 to 702 and encodes 233 amino acids. The transcript has 5 exons. Gene Ontology annotation, biological process: positive regulation of DNA-templated transcription, elongation; regulation of transcription by RNA polymerase II. NCBI's taxonomy places the organism in Eukaryota, Fungi, Chytridiomycota, Chytridiomycetes, Rhizophydiales. The record is from RefSeq and is a predicted model, not a curated record. Gene Ontology annotation, molecular function: cyclin-dependent protein serine/threonine kinase activator activity.